Molecule: messenger RNA, 630 nt
Organism: Cherax quadricarinatus
Lineage: Eukaryota; Metazoa; Arthropoda; Malacostraca; Decapoda; Parastacidae
Source: RefSeq, a predicted model, not a curated record
AAACACUGCUGUCAGUGGCCCUUCACACCCCCAGCACGCGGGCUCGAUACUGCGUAUGCUGUCAGUGGCUCUGAAAUCCAACAGAAGCUAAAUUAUAUAAUUUAUUGUAGUGACCAGUUCAGGCUGACACCAUUAAUGAUGACUGAACAAGAAAAUCCAGCCGUUACCAAUUUCCGCAACUACAUAAAGAUAAAGACGGUUCAUCCUCAUCCUGACUAUGCUAGUUGUACGGAGUAUUUACAAAAACAGGCCAAAGACCUGGAGGCUGAGUUCCAGGUAGUUGAGUGCAUACCUGGUAAACCAGCAGUUAUCAUGACACUGUUAGGAGAACAACCCGACUUGCAGUCACUUCUCCUCAAUUCACAUACUGAUGUUGUCCCAGUAUUUCCUUGUAAGCUGCUUCUCUUUGACUACUGGAAAUAUGACCCUUUCAGUGCUCACAAGGAUGAAAAUGGGGACAUCUAUGGACGAGGAACCCAAGAUAUGAAAUGUGUUGGUAUCCAGUACUUGGAGGCUCUCAAACGACUUAAAAAAGAUGGACACAAAUUCCUCCGUACCAUUCAUCUGACAUUUGUACCUGGUAUGCAAACCAAUACUGUACUACUUUUCACAUAAAUAAGAUACAGUGGA